AGUUGGUGAACUCGGCUCGGGCUACGUCACUUCCACUGACAACAAUGGCGGCCAAAACAGUUAUGGAAAAGGGAACCUCUGUUAUGGAGCCGCUGAAGGGAGUUCUGCUCACAUACUUCAUGCCAGAAUCAUGUUACGACUCUUUCUUCUUAGAUUUCAACUUUCUAGAUGUGCCAUGUCUGAAGAUAGUUCUCAGCAAAGGGUUAGGCAUCGGAAUCAUCCUGGGAUCACUGAUGGUAAAGUUACCCCAGAUUCUGAAGCUCAUGGGGGCGAAGAGUGCAGAGGGGAUGAGCUUCCACUCUGUGCUGCUGGAACUGCUGGCCAUCACGGGCACCAUGGCCUACAGCAUCAGCAACAAUUUCCCCUUCAGUGCCUGGGGCGAGGCACUCUUCCUCAUGUUGCAGACCGUCGCCAUUGGUUUCCUGAUUCAGCACUAUGGCGGGAAAACCGCGAGAGGCCUCCUCUUCGUGGCGGUGUACUUCAGCGUGCUGGCGGCGGUGCUCUCCCCCGCCAUGCCCGCGUCCAUGGUGACGACCAUGCAGGCCUCCAACGUGCCCGCCGUCAUCAUCGGGAGGUUGCUCCAGGCCGCCACUAACUACCGCAACGGACACACCGGACAGCUGUCGGCCAUCUCGGUCUUCCUGCUCUUCGCCGGAUCCCUCGCGCGCAUCUUCACCUCCAUCCAGGAAACCGGAGACAACCUGAUGGCUCUUACCUAUGUCAUAUCCUCUACCUGCAACGGCAUCCUCGCCCUCCAGUUGAUCUACUACUGGAACAGCGGCUCCAAGCAGAAGAAGAAGAGCGAGUAGGAAGUGGCAGGAUGUGGCAGGAAGUGACCCUACAGGA
Molecule: messenger RNA, 846 nt
Organism: Gadus chalcogrammus (walleye pollock)
Lineage: Eukaryota; Metazoa; Chordata; Actinopteri; Gadiformes; Gadidae
Product: mannose-P-dolichol utilization defect 1 protein-like
Exons: 7
Coding region: 45-809 (254 amino acids)
Biological process (GO): oligosaccharide biosynthetic process
Source: RefSeq, a predicted model, not a curated record